UAUUGACCCCAGAGGUACUUCCGGGACACGGAAGUGACCCGUCGCCCCGCCUCUUCCCGCCCUCUCUUUCCGGUGGCGGAGUCUGGUAGCGGCAGCGCGCAGAAAUGGCACCUCGCAAGGGGAAGGAAAAGAAGGAAGAACAGGUCAUCAGCCUUGGACCACAGGUGGCUGAAGGAGAGAAUGUGUUUGGUGUCUGCCACAUCUUUGCAUCCUUCAAUGACACUUUUGUCCAUGUCACUGAUCUUUCUGGCAAAGAAACCAUCUGCCGGGUGACUGGUGGGAUGAAGGUGAAGGCUGAUCGAGACGAGUCCUCUCCAUAUGCUGCCAUGUUGGCUGCUCAGGAUGUGGCCCAGAGGUGCAAGGAGUUGGGCAUCACUGCCCUACAUAUCAAACUUCGGGCCACAGGAGGAAACAGGACCAAGACACCUGGACCUGGAGCCCAGUCAGCCCUUCGGGCCCUCGCUCGCUCGGGUAUGAAGAUUGGGAGGAUUGAGGAUGUCACCCCCAUCCCCUCUGACAGCACCCGCAGGAAGGGAGGUCGCCGUGGUCGUCGUCUGUGAACUGGACUCCUCAAAUUAUUUUCUGUUAAUAAAUUGCCUUCCUGUGUGCUACUUAAA
This is a messenger RNA of Dipodomys ordii (Ord's kangaroo rat), 617 nucleotides long. It is a transcript of the gene Rps14, whose product is annotated as ribosomal protein S14. Gene Ontology annotation, molecular function: structural constituent of ribosome; mRNA 5'-UTR binding; small ribosomal subunit rRNA binding. The coding region runs from base 105 to 560 and encodes 151 amino acids. Lineage: Eukaryota; Metazoa; Chordata; Mammalia; Rodentia; Heteromyidae. Gene Ontology annotation, cellular component: ribosome; cytosolic small ribosomal subunit. Gene Ontology annotation, biological process: ribosomal small subunit assembly; translation; maturation of SSU-rRNA from tricistronic rRNA transcript (SSU-rRNA, 5.8S rRNA, LSU-rRNA). The transcript has 5 exons. The record is from RefSeq and is a predicted model, not a curated record.